This is a messenger RNA of Conger conger (European conger), 9681 nucleotides long. RefSeq names its product inositol 1,4,5-trisphosphate receptor type 1-like. Gene Ontology annotation, biological process: calcium ion transmembrane transport. NCBI's taxonomy places the organism in Eukaryota, Metazoa, Chordata, Actinopteri, Anguilliformes, Congridae. Gene Ontology annotation, molecular function: inositol 1,4,5 trisphosphate binding; inositol 1,4,5-trisphosphate-gated calcium channel activity. Gene Ontology annotation, cellular component: endoplasmic reticulum; membrane. The record is from RefSeq and is a predicted model, not a curated record.
GCGUAGGAAGGGAAGAAAUCUAUUUAUUACUCUGCUAAAUUUCUAUCGUGAGUUUCUGCAACAUGGAAUAAAAGAAGAUGGGGUCGUGGAAAUUGUACGCUACUGAUCACGCUGCAAACGUCCUUCAAGACAGGCUCUUCUGAUUGCGAAGGUACUGACCGAUUGGAGAGAAAUGUCAGACAAGAUGUCCAGUUUUCUGCACAUUGGGGACAUUUGUUCCCUGUAUGCUGAAGGAUCAACAAAUGGGUUUAUCAGCACUUUAGGACUUGUGGAUGAUCGCUGUGUGGUACAGCCUGACACAGGGGACCUCAGCAACCCUCCCAAGAAGUUCAGAGACUGCCUCUUCAAGCUGUGCCCCAUGAACAGGUACUCUGCACAGAAACAGUUCUGGAAGGCGGCAAAACCGGGCGGUAACAGCACUACAGACACGGUACUCCUCAACAAACUGCACCAUGCUGCAGAUUUGGAAAAGAAGCAAAAUGAAUCUGAAAACCGAAAGCUGCUGGGAACGGUUAUACAGUAUGGAAAUGUCAUUCAGAUGCUGCAUCUGAAGAGCAAUAAGUACCUGACGGUGAACAAGCGUCUCCCCGCCCUGCUGGAGAAGAACGCCAUGCGGGUGAUGCUGGACGCUGCGGGUAACGAGGGCUCCUGGUUCUACAUCCAACCCUUUUACAAGCUCCGCUCCAUCGGCGACAGCGUGGUCAUUGGAGACAAAGUGGUCCUUAACCCUGUGAAUGCUGGCCAACCACUACAUGCCAGCAGCCAUCAGCUGGUGGACAACCCAGGAUGCAAUGAGGUGAACUCUGUGAACUGUAACACCAGUUGGAAGAUUGUCCUGUUCAUGAAAUGGAGUGACAACCAGGACAUAAUUUUGAAAGGGGGUGACGUGGUGAGGCUGUUCCAUGCUGAGCAGGAGAAGUUCCUGACUUGUGAUGACCACCGUAAGAAGCAGUACGUCUUCCUCCGGACGACCGGGCGCCAGUCUGCCACGUCGGCAACCAGCAGCAAGGCAUUGUGGGAGGUGGAGGUGGUCCAGCAUGACCCAUGCCGGGGUGGAGCCGGGUACUGGAACAGCCUGUUUCGUUUCAAACACCUGGCCACGGGACACUACCUAGCUGCCGAGGUGAACCCAGAUUAUGAGGAAGAGUGCCUUGAAUCCCGCUCCUCUCUGGACUCUGACCAGGAGGCCCUUCGAGCCCGUCUCCGCACCACCCAGGAGAAAGUCAUGUACACCCUGGUCUCUGUUCCUGAUGGCAACGACAUCUCCUCCAUCUUCGAGCUGGACCCUACCACUCUGAGAGGGGGUGAUUCACUCGUCCCCAGGAACUCUUAUGUGAGGCUAAGGCACCUGUGCACCAACACCUGGGUCCACAGCACCAACAACCCCAUCGACAAGGAGGAGGAGAAGCCUGUGAUGCUGAGGAUUGGAACAUCUGCUCUUAAAGAAGACAAAGAGGCCUUUGCCAUCGUGCCUGUAUCCCCUGCUGAGGUGAGGGACUUGGACUUCGCCAACGACGCCAGCAAAGUUCUUGCAUCCAUAGCAGGCAAGCUGGAGAAGGGCACCAUCACACAGAACGAGAGGAGGUUUGUCACCAAACUGCUGGAGGACCUGGUCUUCUUUGUGGUGGACAUCCCCAACAACGGGCAGGAUGUGCUGGAGAUCAUGGUCAACAAGCCCAACCGGGAGAGGCAGAAGCUGAUGAGGGAGCAGAACAUCCUCAAGCAGAUCUUCAAGCUGCUGCAGGCUCCAUUCACAGACGGUGGUGACGGCCCCAUGCUGCAAUUGGAGGAGCUGGCUGACCAGCGGCACGCCCCCUUCAGGCACAUCUGCCGCCUGUGCUAUCGGGUCCUGCGCCACUCGCAGCAGGACUACAGGAAGAACCAGGAGUACAUCGCCAAGCAGUUCCGCUUCAUGCAGAAGCAGAUCGGCUAUGACGUGCUGGCUGAGGACACCAUCACUGCCCUCCUGCACAACAACCGCAAGCUCCUGGAGAAGCACAUCACUGCCGCCGAGAUAGACACCUUCGUCAGCCUUGUGAGGAAGAACCGUGAGCCCAGGUUUCUGGACUAUCUCUCUGAUCUGUGCGUGUCCAUGAACAAGUCCAUCCCUGUCACCCAGGAGCUCAUCUGCAAUGCAGUGCUGGACCCAGCCAAUGGUGACAUCCUCAUCGAGACAAAGUUGGUACUGUCCCGGUUCGAGAUCGAGGGCGUUUCCAUCGGUGAGAGUCCGGUGGAGUCUGAGGAGGACGAGGAGGAGGUUUGGCUCUUCUGGAAGGACAGCAGCAAAGAAAUCCGUAGCAAGAGCAUCCGGGAGCUGGCCCAGGAUGCCAAAGAGGGGCAGAAGGAGGACCAGGAGGUGAUCAGCUACUACAGGUACCAGCUGAACCUGUUCGCCCGCAUGUGCCUGGACCGACAGUACCUGGCCAUCAACAAGAUCUCAGGCCAGCUGGACGUGGACCUCAUCCUGCGCUGCAUGUCAGACGAGGACCUGCCUUACGACUUGCGGGCGUCCUUCUGCCGCAUGAUGCUGCACAUGCACGUGGACCGAGACCCGCAGGAACAGGUCACGCCCGUCAAGUACGCCCGGCUGUGGUCCAUGAUCCCGUCGCAGAUCGCCAUCGACGAUUAUGACAAUGAUGGAACUACUAAAGAUGAAAUCAAAGAGCGGUUUGCGCUGACCAUGGAGUUUGUGGAAAAUUACCUGAGCGAUGUGGUCUGUCAGAACUUCCCUUUCUCUGAUAAGGAGAAAAACAAGCUCACCUUUGAGGUUGUGAAUUUGGCCCGGAAUCUCAUAUAUUUUGGCUUCUAUAACUUCAGCGAUCUGUUAAGGCUGACCAAGGUCCUAUUGGCCAUUUUGGACUGUGUGCAUGUCAACACCAUCUUUCCCAUUAACAAGAUGGCAAAGGGAGAUGAGACCAAAGGUAGUAAUGUCAUGAGGUCUAUCCAUGGGGUGGGUGAGCUGAUGACUCAGGUGGUCCUUAGAGGCGGGGGUUUCCUCCCCACGACUCCUGUGAACCCCCCUGAUGGGGAUGUUGCAAAGACUCAGACCGAGCCAGAGAAAGAGGACAUCCUGGUGAUGGACACAAAGCUGAAGAUCAUCGAGAUCCUGCAGUUCAUCCUGAACGUGCGGUUGGACUACAGGAUCUCCUGCCUGCUCUGCAUCUUCAAGCGUGAGUUUGACGAGAGUAACUCCCAGUCUGACCUGUCGGCAGGGGGCAGCCAGGAAGGACCCAACAACAUGCCUGGAGCGCUGGAUUUUGAACACAUAGAGGAGCAGGCAGAGGGGAUUUUCGGUGGAAGUGAGGAAAACACACCGCUGGAUUUGGAUGACCAGGGCGGGAGAACAUUCUUGAGGGUCCUGCUCCACCUGACGAUGCACGACUACCCUCCCCUGGUGUCAGGCGCUCUCCACUUACUCUUCAGGCACUUCAGCCAGAGACAGGAGGUGCUGCAGGCCUUCAAGCAGGUCCAACUCUUGGUGACGAGCCAGGAUGUGGAAAACUACAAUCAGAUCAAGGAUGACCUGGAAUGGCUGCGCUCCAUUGUGGAGAAGUCAGAGCUGUGGGUGUACAAACGGCAGGGUCCGGACGAGGGGAUGGACACCGGAGAUGGUCCAGCAGCAGAGUCGGAACACACAAAGAAGGGAGAUUCAAACUCGAGGGGUUCAGACAAGCAGAAAAAGCCAGAAAGCACCAGCAGCUCCAAUUACAGAGCAUUGAAGGAGAUUCUGCUACGUCUCAGUAAGUUGUGUGUCCAAGAGGGCUCAUCAGGCCGCAAGAGCAAGAAGCAGCACCAGAGACUGCUGAGGAACAUGGGGGCCCAUGCCGUGGUGCUGGAACUGCUGCAGAUACCCUAUGAGAAGGGAGAGGAUGUCCGUAUGCAGGAGAUCAUGAAACUGGCCCACCAGUUCCUCCAGAACUUCUGUGCUGGAAACCAGCAGAACCAGGCAUUGCUCCACAAGCAUGUCAGCCUCUUCCUCAACCCUGGGAUUCUGGAGGCCAUCACCAUGCAGCAUAUCUUCAUGAACAACUUCCAGCUCUGCAGUGAGAUCAACGAGCGCGUGGUGCAGCACUUUGUGCAUUGUAUCGAGACGCACGGCCGCAAUGUGCAGUACCUGAAGUUCCUCCAGACCAUUGUCAAAGCUGAGGGCAAGUUCAUCAAGAAGUGCCAGGACAUUGUGAUGGCUGAGCUGGUAAACGCAGGCGAGGAUGUGCUGGUCUUCUACAACGACCGCGCCUCCUUCCAGACGCUGGUGCAGAUGAUGCGGUCGGAGCGUGACCGCAUGGACGAGAACAGCCCUCUCAUGUACCACAUCCACCUGGUGGAGCUGCUGGCCGUCUGCACCGAGGGCAAGAACGUCUACACCGAGAUCAAGUGCAACUCCCUGCUGCCGCUGGAUGACAUCGUGCGGGUGGUGACUCACGAGGACUGCAUUCCCGAGGUGAAGAUCUCGUAUAUAAACUUCCUGAAUCACUGUUAUGUGGACACAGAGGUGGAGAUGAAGGAGAUCUAUACUAGUAACCACAUGUGGAAGCUCUUUGAGAACUUCCUGGUUGAUAUCUGCAGGGUGUGCAACAACACCAGUGACAGGAAGCAUGCAGACACCGUCCUGGAGCGCUACGUGACGGAGACGAUCAUGAGCAUUGUCACCACCUUCUUCAGCUCUCCUUUCUCUGACCAGAGCACCAGCCUGCAGGCAUCCAUUUUGGGCAGUAUUAUAGAGACUCGGCAGCCAGUGUUCGUUCAGCUCCUGCAGGGCGUGUUCAGGGUGUAUCACUGUACUUGGCUGGUUCCUGUGCAGAAGGGUCAUGUUGAGAGCUGCAUAAAGGUUCUGUCUGACGUGGCUAAAAGCCGAGCCAUAGCAAUACCUGUGGACCUGGACAGCCAGGUGAACAGCCUCUUUGUCAAGUCCAACAACAUUGUGCAGAAGACUGCCAUGAGCUGGCGGCUGUCUGCUCGUAAUGCAGCGAGGAGAGACUCUGUGCUGACCGCCUCACGAGACUACAGGAACAUCAUCGAGAGGCUGCAGGACAUAGUGUCCUCUCUGGAAGAGCGGCUCCGGCCCCUGGUCCAAGCUGAGCUCUCGGUCCUGGUGGACGUGCUGCACCGUCCGGAGCUCCUCUUCCCAGAGAACACCGAUUCCCGCAGGAAGUGUGAGAGCGGCGGCUUCAUCUGCAAGCUCAUCAAACACACCAAGCAGCUCCUGGAGGAGAACGAGGAGCGGCUAUGCAUCAAGGUGCUGCAGACGCUGCGCGAGAUGAUGACCAAAGACCGCGGCUAUGGGGAGAAGGAGCUCGAUCAAAACCAGCCCCAGAAGCAGUUGGAGGAUCAGAAAAGGGGUGAAGCACUCAGGCAGAUUCUGGUGAACCGUUACUAUGGCAACUUCCGGCCCGGGGGGAGGAGAGACAGCCUGACCAGUUUCAGCAAUGGCCCCCUCGCUGCAGUCGGGCCGGGCAAGACCCCAGCAGGUUGCGGAGGGGGGCCUGCGGCCCUGAGUCGGGGGGAGAUGAGCCUGAUGGAGGUGCAGUGUCAUCUGGACAAGGAGGGUGCAUCCGACCUGGUCAUCGACCUCAUCAUGAAUACCACCAGCGACCGCGUAUUCCAGGAGAGCAUUUUAUUGGCCAUCGCCCUGCUGGAAGGCGGGAACACCACCAUACAGCAUUCUUUCUUCUGCCGUCUGACGGAUGACAAGAAAUCGGAAACGUUUUUCAAGGUGUUCUAUGAUCGGAUGAAGCUGGCCCAGCAGGAAAUCAAAGCUACAGUGACUGUCAAUACCAGUGACCUCGGGAACAAGAAGAAGGAUGAUGACGCCUUGGAUCGGGAAGUGCCCGUACGGAAGAAAGGAAAGGAUGCGUCCGUUGUGGUGACCGAAGAAGUCCGGGAGCAGCUGCUGGAGGCUUCGUCUGCCACCAAGAAGGCCUACAACCUGUACCGGCGCGAGGCCGAGGCCGAGGAACACUUCGCCACGGCCGACGGGCAGCCCAGCGCGGGCGAGAAGAGCCAGGACGACGGGGAGAUGAGCGUGGUCAUCGCCAUCAUGAAGCCCAUCCUGCGCUUCCUGCAGCUGCUGUGUGAAAACCACAACCGUGAUCUGCAGAACUUCCUGCGAUGUCAGAACAACAAGAACAACUACAACCUGGUGUGCGAGACUCUGCAGUUCCUGGACUGCAUCUGCGGCAGCACCACAGGGGGUCUGGGCCUUCUGGGGCUCUACAUCAACGAGAAGAACGUGGCGCUCAUCAACCAGACUGUGGAGAGCCUCACCGAAUACUGCCAGGGCCCCUGCCACGAGAACCAGAACUGCAUUGCUACUCAUGAAUCGAAUGGUAUCGACAUCAUCAUUGCUCUGAUCCUCAAUGACAUCAAUCCCCUAGGAAAGAAGAGGAUAGACCUGGUGCUGGAGCUCAAAAACAAUGCUUCGAAGUUGCUGCUUGCCAUCAUGGAGAGCCGCCAUGACAGUGAAAAUGCAGAAAGAAUUCUCUACAACAUGAGACCCAAGGAACUGGUGGAUGUGAUCAAGAAAGCCUACCUGCAGGGGGAGGUAGAGUUCGAGGAGGACCCAGAGGAGGAGGAGGAGAAUGGGGAGGACCAUGCAGCCUCACCCAGAAAUGUCGGCCACAACAUCUACAUCCUUGCCCACCAGCUGGCCAGGCAUAACAAGGAGCUGCAGGCCAUGCUGAAACCAGGAGGCACCAAUGGAGAGGGGGAUGAGGCCCUAGAGUUCUAUGCCAAGCACACGGCCCAGAUCGAGAUUGUGCGGCAGGAUCGUACCAUGGAGGAGAUCGUCUUCCCCGUGCCCAAUAUCUGCGAGUUCCUCACCUGCGAGUCCAAACUGCGUGUGUAUUACACCACCGAGCGUGAUGAACAGGGCAGCAAGAUCAACGACUUCUUCCUGCGUGCUGAGGACCUCUUCAACGAGAUGAACUGGCAGAAGAAGUUACGAGCCCAACCCGUCCUGUACUGGUGCUCCCGCAACAUGUCCUUCUGGAGCAACAUCUCCUUCAACUUGGCCGUGCUCAUGAAUCUGCUGGUGGCUUUCUUCAACCCCCUGGAGGGGGUUCAUGGAGGGACUCUGGAGCCCCACCUGUCCGCGCUGCUGUGGUUGGGCAUGCUGGUGUCACUGGCCAUCGUCAUCGCCCUGCCUCAGCCUCACGGCAUCCGGGCCCUCAUAGCCUCCACCAUCCUCCGCCUCAUCUUCUCUGUGGGCCUGGAGCCCACACUCUUCCUGCUCGGGGCUUUUAACGUCUGCAAUAAGAUCAUCUUCCUGAUGAGUUUUGUCGGAAACCGAGGGACGUUCACCCGAGGCUACAAGGCCAUGAUCCUGGACAUGGAGUUCCUCUAUCAUCUGCUGUACCUGAUCAUCUGCAGCCUGGGUGUGUUUGUCCAUGUCUUCUUCUACAGUCUACUGCUCUUUGACCUUGUCUACAGAGAAGAGACGCUACUGAACGUGAUAAAGAGUGUAACGCGUAAUGGUCGCUCGAUCGUCCUGACUGCAGUGCUGGCUCUCAUCCUGGUCUACCUCUUCUCCAUCGUUGGAUACAUCUUCUUCAAGGACGACUUCAUCCUGGAGGUGGACAGGAUACCCAAUUCAACAAUAGAGGAGGGAGCGAGCAUGGCAAGCCAGUUCAUACCCGCGGACGUGUGCGGGACGGACUCCGGAGAAAACUGUUCUACAGAGGUCGUCACGGAGGCCCUCACCACGAAGAUUUCGGAAGAUGUCAAAGAGGAUAAGGAGCGCACCUGUGACUCCCUGCUCAUGUGCAUCGUCACCGUCCUGAGCCACGGGCUGCGGAGCGGGGGAGGGGUCGGAGACGUCCUGCGCAGGCCGUCCAAAGAGGAGCCUCUGUUUGCUGCCCGGGUGAUCUACGACCUCUUGUUCUUCUUCAUGGUCAUCAUCAUCGUCCUCAACCUGAUCUUUGGAGUCAUCAUCGACACCUUCGCCGAUCUGAGGAGCGAGAAGCAGAAGAAGGAGGAAGUGCUCAAGACGACCUGCUUCAUCUGUGGGCUUGAGAGAGACAAGUUUGAUAACAAGACGGUGACUUUCGAAGAGCACAUCAAGGAGGAACACAACAUGUGGCACUAUCUGUACUUCAUCGUGUUGGUAAAGGUGAAGGACUCCACGGAAUACACCGGGCCUGAGAGCUACGUGGCUGAGAUGAUCAAGGAGCACAACCUGGACUGGUUUCCGCGCAUGAGGGCCAUGUCUCUGGUCAGCAGCGACGCUGAGGGCGAGCAGAACGAGAUCCGUAGCCUGCAGGAGAAGCUGGAGUCCACCAUGAAGCUGGUGUCCAACCUCUCCGGCCAGCUCACCGAGCUCAAGGAGCAGAUGACUGAGCAGAGGAAGCAGAAGCAGCGCAUUGGACUCCUGGGCCACCCCCCCCACAUGAACGUCAACCCCCAGCAGCCUGCAUGAUGGCCCAGCGCUGGGGAACAGGGCCAGAGCAGACUGGCUGCUCCAAACACACUGCGAGCACUCUGCUACAGACCAGCAGAAAAUCAUUAGUGAAGGUUAAGGGGGGCCAUUGAGGAACCAGUAUCCUUCCGCCUUACCACUGUUCAUAUAUCAAAGGUGAAUUCCAAAGUUCUGUCCUUCAGUAGGCAAACGCAGCAGGGCUAUACAGGUCUGCCAGGGAACGUGCCCGGGCCUGGGCAACAGACCUGUCGAAAGAUGGCUUUUUUUUGUUUUAUUUAAGACCGGUAGAGCAAAGCAGUAUUUAUAGUUUUGUUUUUGUAUGAUGUGCAAUAUGAACACUAUAAUAUGCAACCACCAUGAUGUGUACCAUGUAAGUUGUCUCAAAGGGAUGCUAUUUGGAAGGUUGUUUUGCUGUUUAUCUGCAGAGAGAUUAAAAGAACACGUCUUUCACUCUGAGAGCCGUGGGUUGAAGCUACUCACGUCUAGAAUAGCAGGUCGAAGAUGCCAUUUCGAGGAUGAGCCUUCCUGUUUUUAUUGGUUUUAUUUCUUUCUGAGUGAUUCUAAAUCUAUAUGCUCACACAAGUGCUUAGUAUAAUUGUAUAUUGUCUGGAAGCAAUAUCUAUAGUCUUAUCCUGAAAAUGGUCAAUUUUAUCUCACACAAACAUUUUUGUAAUUUAUAUUUAUAUGGUUUGGAAACUCUUCUUGACAUCCUUGCAUGUCCUCGUUUGUGGCAGGCUAAUACGGUGUCAGAUGAGAAUGGCGCAGGGUGUGAUGUGAUCGUUUAAUCUUAACUGUGAGUUUUCUGGUUAGAAUCUGAUUGGGUUUUCAGACUUAGAUUCUGUGGAUGGGAGAUCUUUCUUCUGACACCUUAUAGGCCUACCUGUCAUUCAUUCCUGUCUCUUUAAGACUCGUAGGCCAGCACUGACUUACUACCUGUGAAAAAGCCACUUUUUUGUCUACUUUUAUUUCUUUUUAAUUGCGUUUGAUUUUUCUUUACAUUGAAUCAUUCAACACUGACAAAUUUUGUGUUCUCACAGCUGGGGAUUCAGAAGAGAUGACUUCCUUUAAAAAAAAAAAAAAAGUGUAUAUGUUUUUUUAAAGAAAUUGUAUAGUGGGCCUCCAUUUUCAAACCAAUGUCAUGGGAUUUGAUAGCAGUGUUACUGAAAGAAAUAAUCUUCACAGAGUACUAAUAUAAAACAUUGGUGUACUGUUUGAAUUGUACAUUCAUUUAAAUAUAUUUAAUAAAGUAUAUAAGUAAUUCACCUUCA